Molecule: messenger RNA, 919 nt
Organism: Limulus polyphemus (Atlantic horseshoe crab)
Lineage: Eukaryota; Metazoa; Arthropoda; Merostomata; Xiphosura; Limulidae
Product: glycine receptor subunit alpha-3-like
Exons: 4
Coding region: 7-771 (254 amino acids)
Biological process (GO): regulation of membrane potential; signal transduction; chemical synaptic transmission
Cellular component (GO): membrane; neuron projection; synapse
Molecular function (GO): neurotransmitter receptor activity; chloride channel activity; transmembrane signaling receptor activity
Source: RefSeq, a predicted model, not a curated record
UUAGGCAUGUCUACUUUUUUAGAUUCUUAUCCAAUGGACAUUGUCCACUAUGAAUGGAUGGACAUAGACUCUCCACCAUUGAAGAAUCCUCAUCUGAAAUUGUUACAACAUAACCUGGAACUCAAGAAACUACAGCUCACUCUAGAAACUCUGAAUGUAAAGUACUCGUGUCUAGCUGUGAUGUUUAUUUUGGAGCGUCAGAUAUCUCAUCAUUUAAUGCAAGUUUUUGCUCCCAGUGCCCUGAUCGUCAUGUUAUCCUGGUUUUCCUUUUGGAUUGGAAUAGAUGCUAUUCCUGGUAGGGUUACUUUAGUUGUAACCAGUUUAUUGUCCCUCUUUACCCAGUUCUCGGGGAUCAGAGGGGGAUUACCCCCUGCUUCUUACAUCAAUGGUAUUGACAUCUGGAUGGCGACCUGCAUGUUAUUCGUUUUUUGUUCGUUCGCGGAGUUUGUUUUGGUGAAGUUUUUCGAUAAACAACGUCAGGUGUUUUUCCGACAACAGAUGAAGCAGACGUUGACUCCCCUGUCUGUCUCGGACAUGGAAAAAGGUCAGGGUCAAGAAGUUCAAGGUCAAGAAAAUCCGAUGAAACCGCGAUCAGCCUGGACUAUUCCAGUGAACGUACAGGACAAUUUUCCCCAUAAUUGGUUCAAACAUCCCUCGUGGUCUGUGGACUGGGUGGUCACUAUUGACCAUGCUGCACGUGUGAUUUUUCCCUUGGCCUUUCUCAUAUUCAACACAUUUUAUUGGCCAGUUUUACUCACUAGAAUGUACUAAAUGUUAGAUGAUGUUUAUUUCAAUGUGUGUAGAUGUAAUAACUGAUAUUCACUAACGAUAAAAUAGACAAUAGCUUCAUAUACUUAAUAUGUCUUUCUUUAUUCAUGGACUUCUGCACUGUUGCCUUACAAUACAAAGAAUGGUGAUU